AUGGAGCAGCAGGGGGCGGCGCCGUCCAGCAGCACCAGCACCAGCACCAACAGCAGCCGGAGCACGUCGGACCAUCCCCACCACGCGGCCGCCGCGCAGCACCACCAUCCAUUCUACUACGCAGCCACUGCGGCGGCUACGGGCGCCGCGCCACCGCCUCCGCCGUCCUUCAUGGGCUCGCUCGCGAUGGUUCCUGUGGCCACGCCGACGGGAGGGCAGACCACCCACCAGCACCAGGCGAUAACGGUUGCCGAGCCGCCGGCGGAGAAGAAGGUGGCGAAGCGGCCCACCAAGGACCGCCACACCAAGGUGGACGGGCGCGGGCGCCGGAUACGGAUGCCGGCGCUGUGCGCGGCGCGGGUCUUCCAGCUCACGCGCGAGCUCGGCCACAAGACCGACGGCGAGACCGUCGAGUGGCUCCUGCAGCAGGCCGAGCCCGCCAUCGUCGCCGCCACGGGCACCGGCACCGUCCCCGCCAACUUCUCAACCCUCGCCGCCUCCCUCCGCCCCGGGGCCUCCUCCCGCGCCGCGCCCUUCCAGCACCACCUCCACCACCAGCCGCAGCACGACGUCGGUGCCAUGCUCGGGUUCCACGGCCACCACCAGCACCAGCUGCUCCCGCCGCAGCAGCAGCACCAGCACCCGGAGGCGCCGCAAGAUCCUGGCGCUGGGGAGUUCAUGAGGAAGCGGUAUAGGGAGGCAGACGACCUGUUCAAGGACAGCGCACGCCACCAAGACCCCGCCGGCGCCGCAGCGGGUGGCGGUGACUCCGGGCAGCAGAAACCAAGGCCAACGCCGCCGCCAACUGCUGUUUCGGGGGCAAUGUGGGCCAUGGCGCCGAACAACGGCGCAGGCGGUGGCGGCGCCUUCUGGAUGCAGCCGGCGUGGACCUUCGCCGCUGGGAACACGGUGCAGGCGCCGCUGCAGUUCAUGGCAAGAAGCAGCUACCCUGGAGGGAUAGGCGAACCGAACCUCGGCAUGCUCGCGGCCCUCAACUCCUGCGGUCGCUCCACUGGCGCCGGCGAGCAGCAUCAGCAGCAGCAGGAGGAAGGUCAGCCGCCCGAGAUGGAUCAGAACCGCCGAGGCAGCACCAGCGCCAGCGCGAACGGCGGCGAGGCCGGCCACUCCGCCGCAAGCCCGCAGUAAGCCAGCAAGCUAGCAACCAACGAACCAUCCAUUUGAGCAACCAAUCAUGCAAGCAUCUGCCAUAUGCUGAUAAGAGUGUUUGGAGCAUUUAGCUAGUUGCUGAUGUUGCACUAGUUUAUUACUCAAAUCAACCAAUUGUUUAGCUUGUUCUUUUCUAUUGGAGAUUAUUUUAGUUUGCCUUUCAUUAAUCCAUUGUUUGUGUUGAUGGAGGUGAUGAUUAGCAGUGGGUCCAAUUGAAUCAGACACCAUUUGUUUAUGGUC
Lolium rigidum is the source of this 1407-nucleotide messenger RNA. Its product is annotated as transcription factor PCF3-like. The record is from RefSeq and is a predicted model, not a curated record. The transcript has a single exon. NCBI's taxonomy places the organism in Eukaryota, Viridiplantae, Streptophyta, Magnoliopsida, Poales, Poaceae. Gene Ontology annotation, cellular component: nucleus. The coding region runs from base 1 to 1146 and encodes 381 amino acids. Gene Ontology annotation, molecular function: DNA-binding transcription factor activity; sequence-specific DNA binding.